GACUCUAUCCUUUUGUCACAAUGUAGCAAGUCUAGCAGACCUGUUUAAACCUCGUCUGUUUCUGAAAUGUAACAGUUUAUUUAAACCUCUAUCUCUCUGCGGACGGCUCUCGGGAGUAGUAUCAUAGUAUCCGGAUUGUAUCAUUAUAUUGUCAAAUGAAAGACGCCUCCUUCAGUCGCUACUUGACGUCAGGGUAGAUCCCGCAACUAUUGCAUCGAAAGAGAAUUGCGGACAGAUAAAGAGCAGAAGAGGACCACCAUCCGUCCACAGGAGCAGACGAUCAGUUUCUGAGUGGCAAAUCAACUAUAAAAUGCCUUUAGGAGAAGAUGAAAAUGGAUGGAAAAAGAAGACAACUGAUAUCAAGGAGAAUUAUGAUUUCAAGGAGGUCUUGGGAACGGGGGCUUUCUCUGAGGUGUUUCUGGCUGAGGAGAAGAAGACCCAGCGACUUGUUGCCAUUAAAUGCAUCCCUAAGAAAGCACUGGAGGGGAAAGAGAACAGCAUCGAGAAUGAGAUUGCUGUGCUACACAGAAUAAAACAUGAGAAUAUUGUUUCCCUGGAGGACAUCUUCGAGAGUCAGUCACAUUUGUAUCUGGUCAUGCAAUUAGUAUCAGGAGGAGAGCUCUUCGACAGGAUUGUUGAAAAGGGUUUCUACACUGAGAGAGAUGCCAGCAAACUCAUCCGUCAGAUAUUAGAUGCAGUGAAGUAUCUGCAUGAUAUGGGCAUCGUACACAGAGACCUGAAGCCGGAGAAUCUGCUGUAUUACAGUAUGGAGGAGGAUUCGAAUAUCAUGAUCAGUGACUUUGGCCUGUCCAAGAUCGAGGACUCUGGGAGUGUGAUGUCCACUGCCUGCGGAACGCCUGGAUACGUGGCUCCAGAGGUCUUGGCACAGAAACCAUACAGUAAAGCUGUAGACUGUUGGUCCAUAGGAGUCAUUUCUUAUAUCCUUUUAUGUGGCUACCCCCCAUUUUAUGAUGAAAAUGAUGCCAAGCUGUUCGAGCAGAUCUUAAAAGCAGAGUAUGAGUUUGACUCUCCGUACUGGGACGAUAUCUCUGAUUCAGCCAAGGACUUCAUCAGUCACUUGAUGGAGAAAGAUCCGUCUCUGAGAUACACGUGUGAACAGGCUUUACUGCACCCAUGGAUCUCUGGAGACACAGCGCUGGAUAAGAACAUUCAUGAAUCUGUCAGUGCUCAGAUCAAGAAGAACUUUGCUAAAAGUAAAUGGAAGCAAGCCUUCAAUGCGACAGCAGUGGUCAGACACAUGCGGAGACUGCAGCUGAGCACCAGCCUCGAGGGUCCGAGCCAAAUCACCAGCACCAGCCCGUACAGACACCUGCUGCUGCCCGCCAAAGAGCUCGACCAGCGGGAUGAGGAGGAGGAGGAAGAGGAGGAGGAGGAGGAGAACGGUACGAUUCACAGCAGUCUCCAAUCACUGUCAUAGUAAGACAAGACACUGCAUGUGAAGAAGGCUCUCCCAGUGUGGACGGCCGUCGAGGCAGUGCUGAUCGGGACAGUCUCAGGAGCUGUGCUUACUGCUGCCGACCAACCAGCAGGAUCUGAAGCAGAACCUACAGAACACACACACACACACACACACAAACACACGCACACCAGACUGAGCCAACCAGGACACACAGCUCUCCUGCAGACAGACAGCAGAUGGAGCCAAACCCAAACAAACCUGACAGGAGAGACUUUGAGAUGUGGGUAUAUCAUUGACAGAUGCGUAACUCCUCCAUCAUUUUAUUUUGUCUGAUUAUAAAUAUUUCUGUACCCCAA
This is a messenger RNA of Danio rerio (zebrafish), 1776 nucleotides long. The record is from RefSeq and is a predicted model, not a curated record. Lineage: Eukaryota; Metazoa; Chordata; Actinopteri; Cypriniformes; Danionidae.